ACAAACUUUAAUGGAACGCCCGUGGGAAAUUUUUACCAAAAGCACCACAACUCUUACAUAUCUUUCUAUUUUAGCCCACUUAAUUUAUAAAAGAGAUUCUCAGGUCCCAUUCCCCCUCUCUCUCUCUCUCUCUCUCUCUCUCUCUCUGCGUGCUUGGACAGAACAGAAGAAGAUCCUGCUGAGAGUCGACUCCAUGGAAGUUACAGCCACAGGGAGUACAGUCACAUACCUAGAAGAUUCGAUUGCAGAACCCCGCGAGGGGAUGGAAUUCGACUCUGAGGAUGCUGCAAAGAUGUUCUACGACGAUUAUGCGAGGCGGGUAGGGUUUGUCAUGCGUGUAAUGUCUUGCCGUCGGUCUGAGAAAGAUGGACGAAUCCUUGCUCGGAGAUUUGGGUGUAACAAAGAAGGUCAUUGCCUUAGCAUCCGCGGUAAGUUUGGGACUGUCAGAAAACCGAGGCCUAGCACGAGGGAAGGCUGCAAGGCAAUGAUUCACGUAAAGUAUGAUAGGUCUGGCAAAUGGGUUAUAACCAAAUUCGUGAAAGAACAUAACCAUCCCCUCGUGGUUUCGCAGCGUGAGGCUCGUCAGAUUAUGGACGAGAAGGAUAAGAAAAUCCAGGAACUGAACAUAGAGCUACGCAACAAGAAACGGCUAUGUGCAGCAUAUAAGGAACAGCUAGAUGCAUUUGCAAAGAUUGUCGAAGAGCAUUGCAAUCAUUUAUCGAAGAAAGUUCAGAACGUGGUGAACAACCUCAAGGAAUUCGAGUCUUUAGAGCACGAGCUUCUGCAACAUAGACGGGCCAUGUAGCUUAAAACGUGCAGGUUCGCCAUUCUUUUAAGAUUGGUAAAGCUCGAUCUUGAAUCCGUGCUGUCUAAUCUUAUUAGGUUUGGUCUGAAGCUUUAAACUCGGACAAUCUCUGAUUCUUUCUGACUCUUGUGUAUUGUAAUGAAUGAAAUCAAGAAAGCAUAGGUUUAGAAGAGUUAGGGUUCUGAGAGGAUAGAUAGAUACCCAUCCCUGAAUUUCAGGACAUGAACGAACUAUUUGUUGUAUGAAAACAGACACAAGAUCUCA
Tarenaya hassleriana is the source of this 1069-nucleotide messenger RNA. RefSeq names its product protein FAR1-RELATED SEQUENCE 5. NCBI's taxonomy places the organism in Eukaryota, Viridiplantae, Streptophyta, Magnoliopsida, Brassicales, Cleomaceae. The record is from RefSeq and is a predicted model, not a curated record. The transcript is spliced from 3 exons. Bases 11 to 805 code for a protein of 264 amino acids.